CAAAUUGUUUUUCAACGGUUUGUAAAUAUAUGAGGUUUUGAAAUUUUCUCAUAAAUGUUUUCUUUCCAUUAUUGUACUAAAAGUUUAUUAAAAGUGUUAAUUGUAGUGAGAUUUGUGCGGUGAAUAAACUAAGAGUACAGGAAACCAUGACGGAAAACACGGAAUCCAGUAUCAAUAGCAUCAAAUUAGCGCCGAUGCCCAUGUCGACGUUAAUUGCAAAUUUAUGGCCUUUGCAGACACAGGACUUUACACCGGAUUCUAGUUUUUCAUCCUGCGACAGUGAUGAUUCAGACUGUGAAACGAUUGCUAAGAAAAGUCCCAACGUUCCAAAGUAUACGACUCCGACACAUAAAUUGCAACCAACCAACUACACAUCGGAUAAAAAAUUACGGUCUACCAACAAAGAAAAUACUUUUGAAAACUGGUUAAAGUCAAGUAAAACAAACCCAAAUAAAGAAAAUAGGAUUAUCCAAAGUGUGAAUAAAAAUGCUAAACUGUAUCAAGGAUCAUCCAAAGAAAUGACUAAACGUUCCGCCUUAACUCCACAACAAACAAAUGUACAAACGCAGGAAAAAAUACAUACAGCUAUCAAAAAAACUCCGGAAGCAUUAAAACAACAGCAGAAACUUAAAAGUGCAACGCCGAAAAUUAAAUCUGGAAUUCGCCAUUACACCCCUGGCUCUUCACGGAAAAGUCAGAAGAAAACACUUGUACAAAAUGUAAUACAAAAUAAAAAAGAUAAAGUCAGAUGUGAAUUAUUUUCUAGUGAAAACAAAGAUGAAGUACAGACAAAGCCCGGCAAGAGGGCAGCACAUUUGUUUGCAACACCUGCACCGGCGCCGGCAGCGCCACACACUCCUGCUGCAGUUCCAGCACCACAUUCAGUAAUUUCAACUCCAAAAGUAACUUCAGUCCCAGCAUCAGCUGUUAAGACAGUCCCAGCAUCAACCGGAGUGUCAGUCCCAGCAUCAAAUGCAUUGUCAAUCCCAGUCUCAGCUGUAGUUUCAAUCCCAGUGUUAGCUCCGGCACCAAUACCAGCACCAAUUCCGGUCCCAGCACCAGUGUCUACUCCAAUUUCAGCUUCAGUUUCUCAACCAGUGUUGGUACCUAUUUCAGCCCCAGUCCCGGAAACACCAAUGAAUAGGCGGCUGAUGCCUGUCCCGUGUGUGCCCACCCCAUCAUACCCAGAGGGUGUGAAGGGAUAUAACACUAAAGUAACAUUUAACACAAUACAAGUUAAAGAUAAAAAAUAUUUGUUGCUUAAAAAGUUAGGUGUUGGCGGCUCCAGUGAAGUUUACAAAGUGGUAGAGUUGGGCACAACAGGUGAAUAUGCGAUGAAGACUGUAUACCUCGGUUCGGACCAGGAGCUGGCUCAAGGCUAUGUGAACGAGGUGCGUCUACUGCGGGAACUUCAGGACUCCAUACGAGUUAUACGAUUGUAUGAUUAUGAAUAUGACCGCAGCAACCAAGUGUUGCGCAUGAUACUGGAGGCGGGGGAGACGGACCUGGCGUCGCUGCUGCGCGACCGCGGCGCCGCGCUGCCGCCCGCGCUGCUGCUGCACUACUGGGAGGAGAUGCUGCACGCUGUGCUCUUCAUACAUGAACAAGGUCAGUAG
Molecule: messenger RNA, 1616 nt
Organism: Papilio polytes (common Mormon)
Lineage: Eukaryota; Metazoa; Arthropoda; Insecta; Lepidoptera; Papilionidae
Gene: Mps1
Product: serine/threonine-protein kinase mph1-like
Exons: 3
Coding region: 147-1616 (489 amino acids)
Biological process (GO): peptidyl-serine phosphorylation; chromosome segregation; mitotic spindle assembly checkpoint signaling
Cellular component (GO): spindle; kinetochore; nucleus
Molecular function (GO): protein serine/threonine kinase activity; ATP binding; protein serine/threonine/tyrosine kinase activity
Source: RefSeq, a predicted model, not a curated record